This is a messenger RNA of Nanorana parkeri, 389 nucleotides long. RefSeq names its product mediator of RNA polymerase II transcription subunit 6-like. NCBI's taxonomy places the organism in Eukaryota, Metazoa, Chordata, Amphibia, Anura, Dicroglossidae. The record is from RefSeq and is a predicted model, not a curated record. The transcript is spliced from 4 exons. Bases 1 to 384 code for a protein of 127 amino acids.
AUGCCAACAAUCCGGAGCAGGUAUGUUACAUAUCUUCUGGUCCUGCCCGGCUCUCCGACGGUUUUGGGAGCAAGUACGCGCUCUCGUUCAGAAAUUUACGGAUGUCCAGACAAGGCUAAACCAAAAGCUAAAAAGAAGGAGGAAGCCAGCUCCUUCUUCCAGAGACAGAGGGUAGAUGCACUGCUACUUGAACUCAGGCAAAAGUUUCCACCAAAGUUUGUCCAGCAAAAACCUGGGGAGAAACCAAUCCCAGUUGAUCAGAUAAAGAAAGAACAAGAGCCACCAGCUGAAGUGGUGGUAAAACAAGAGGAAAAAGAACCGGUUAAGCCUUCUCACGGAGCAACCCCUAAAGGUCCACCGGAAAAAAGAAUGAGGUUACAAUAAAAUUU